CUCUGUGGACUUCAAACUGUCCUUCAGCAAUGUGCACAGAAAUCACUUUCAUUCAGUUGGAGCAUUGGUAGAAGUUUAUCUUAAAGUGUAGACUUAAUUCUAAAAUUCCAACAAUGUUACUUCUCCAUGUUAUCUUUCCAGUCAUUUUGAUACUAUUGAAUAGUACACCUACUGCACAGACUUCAGAAACUCUAUCUUCAAAUGUCGACAUCAAGGACAAUUCAACAUCAGAAAAUUGCAAAAAUAUUCGUGACUAUGAACCAUGUUCGAAGAACACUUGUCCAGACUAUAUGCCUUGCUACUGUAAGGACAAGAAAGAAUAUUGCCGGUGUUCAAACUUUAAAGGUCCCUUGGGGGAUUACUGGAAUUUGGGACCCAAAUGUAAACAGCAAUGGAAUACCCUGGACCUGAUUCUCAUAGCUGUAAUUCCUGGUGUAUGUCUUGUUGCAAUUGUUGCUGUCUGUAUGCAAUGCGUCUACAGCUGUGAGAAACUGAACUACCUUGCAAAAGCUGAAAAAAGAGAAGAAGUAAUUGAAAAGAGAAAAACCCGUAUGCGUCCUGUGGUAAUCAGCAAUUACCAGAACGAAGGUUUUCUGACUGAUGACAAAGACUACCAAGUUCUGAGUAGUAAAAACCAAAAUGCGGCUUAUCCUCCAAGAAUUCCAAAGAUCAAUACAGCUUACCUGGGCCAGGAAGAACAACAUCAUGAAUCCCAAAUGAUGUACAUUCCUAAAGCUAAUACCAGUUACCAUCAGCCUGAAUUGAAUAUCAGCAGAGAGAAUUUUUCACCUCUUAUGGGCCAUGCAAGUUCUUCACACAAUGAAAGUCAACAUGCCAUUUCCCAAUACAAUCCAAUAAAUGAAUUUCCUGAGAGGGACGAUGGGAUACCUCCACCACUAGCCAUUAAAAGGCCUGAGGCAAAGGGGAUUCAAGUUUUGCCUCCAAUAGGACCCAGACCAAGUUUCCAAAGAGGACAAUUACCAAGUUAUCAGCAAUUUCUCAACCCUGUUGGAUAUGGAAGGCCUCAAUAUUAAGGAGCAAAGAUACAAUUAUCAAAGGAAUCUGACCUCUUUUAAGCAUGAAUAAUGAACACUUGCUCCGUUAGCAAAUUAAUUGGUUAGCAAACCAAUUCAACUAAAAAAUCAAUACAUAAAUGAUCGAUUAAUAAAUAUGACAGUUGUUAAAGGAAGUGUGAUACUGGAGAGCUUGAGCCUGACCUCUCCAAUGAAGUCAAUAGUGAAUAAAAGUUUUUUGCAUGACCUGCUUUAUGCUCAGAUCAUGCUUUUAUAUUACUUAGAUUAGACUACUUACAGUGUGGAAACAGGCCCUUCGGCCCAACAAGUCCACACCGACCCGCCGAAGCGUAACCC
Molecule: messenger RNA, 1370 nt
Organism: Chiloscyllium plagiosum (whitespotted bambooshark)
Lineage: Eukaryota; Metazoa; Chordata; Chondrichthyes; Orectolobiformes; Hemiscylliidae
Source: RefSeq, a predicted model, not a curated record